Dipodomys ordii (Ord's kangaroo rat) is the source of this 1572-nucleotide messenger RNA. It is a transcript of the gene Fbxo3, whose product is annotated as F-box protein 3. The record is from RefSeq and is a predicted model, not a curated record. Gene Ontology annotation, molecular function: protein binding. The transcript is spliced from 11 exons. NCBI's taxonomy places the organism in Eukaryota, Metazoa, Chordata, Mammalia, Rodentia, Heteromyidae. The coding region runs from base 64 to 1470 and encodes 468 amino acids.
GCGUCCCGCGCGGCGGGGCGGGGCCGGGGCGGGGCCAGGCUAGGCUGCACCGGGCUAGGCAAGAUGGCGGCUAUGGAGGCUGAGACGGCAAUGACGAUGACCCUGGAGUCGCUGCCUACAGAUCCGCUGCUUCUUAUCUUAUCCUUCUUGGACUACCGGGACCUAAUCAACUGUUGCUAUGUGAGUCGAAGACUUAGCCAGCUAUCAACUCAUGAUCCGUUAUGGAGAAGACAUUGCAAAAAAUACUGGCUGAUAUCAGAGGAAGAGAAAACACGGAAGCGUCAGUGCUGGAAAUCUCUCUUCAUAGACACUUACUGUGAUGUAGGAAGAUACAUUGAUCAUUAUGCUGCUAUUAAAAAGGCCUGGGAUGACCUCAAAAAGUACUUGGAGCCCCGCUGUCCUCGGAUGGUUAUGUCUCUGAAAGAGGGUGCUCGUGAGGAAGACCUUGAUGCAGUCGAAGCUCAGAUUGGUUGUAAGCUUCCUGAUGAUUAUCGGUGUUCAUACCGUAUCCACAAUGGGCAGAAGUUAGUCGUUCCUGGAUUGUUGGGAAGUAUGGCACUGUCAAAUCACUAUCGUUCUGAAGAUUUGUUAGAUGUUGAUACAGCUGCUGGGGGAUUUCAGCAGAGACAGGGACUAAAGUACUGUCUCCCUUUAACGUUUUGCAUACAUACUGGUUUGAGUCAGUAUAUAGCUGUGGAAGCUGCCGAAGGUCGAAACAAAAAUGAAGUUUUCUACCAAUGUCCAGACCAAAUGGCUCGGAAUCCAGCUGCUAUUGACAUGUUUAUCAUAGGUGCUACUUUCACUGACUGGUUUACCUCCUAUGUCAAUAACGUUGUAUCUGGCAGCUUCCCCAUCAUCAGAGACCAAAUUUUCAGAUAUAUUCAUGAUCCAGAGUGUGUAGCAACAACAGGGGAUAUUACAGUGUCAGUUUCCACGUCAUUUCUGCCAGAACUCAGCUCUAUACACCCACCUCACUAUUUCUUCACAUACCGAAUCAGGAUUGAAAUGUCAAAGGAUGCUCUUCCUGAGAAGGCUUGUCAGUUGGCUAGUCGCUAUUGGAGAAUAACAAAUGCUGAAGGAGAUGUAGAAGAAGUUCAAGGGCCUGGAGUAGUUGGUGAAUUUCCCAUCAUCAGCCCAGGUCGGGUAUAUGAAUAUACUAGUUGUACUACAUUCUCUACAACAUCAGGCUAUAUGGAAGGAUAUUAUAUCUUCCAUUUCCUGUACUUUAAAGACAAGAUCUUUAAUGUUGCCAUUCCCCGAUUCCACAUGGCAUGUCCAACAUUCAGGGUGUCUAUAGCUCGAUUGGAAAUGGGUCCUGAUGAAUAUGAAGAGAUGGAAGAAGAAGAAGAGGAGGAGGAAGAGGAGGAGGAGGAUUCCCCAGAAAUGGAAGAAACAGAGGAAGAGGAAGAGAGGCAAAGGAGGGUCUUUGAUGUUCCCAUUCGCAGGCGCCGUUGCUCCCGCCUGUUUUAGACUGCCUUCUGUUGACCAAAGCCCUAGGAUGUCCCUAGUCACUUAAAUAGAUUUCUCAAUAAUGUAAAUAGUGAAAAUUUGCUCGGCAUAUAGCAGGCAAAU